UGCGUCUGCUAGCAAUAAUAUUAUUAAUGCAGCUAGGGCAUUUGGUGCUGCAGCUGUUAACUCCUGGCCUGCUGAGUGCAGGUCGACUAUAAAUAAGGGCGUAUUCCCAUCCUCCCUCCGUCAUUGAUGUUCGGAACUGUGCUGGUACUUUGCACUGAUCUGUUUCUGCUUUCUGCUUAGCUUUUCUUUCUGCUUGUUUCUUUGCAUCCAUAAGCAAGCAAAGUUAUUGAACAUCACACACGUAACAAUGUUAAGACUCGCAACCAAGACCAACGCAUUCAAGAACCCAAGAACCAUGGCAGCCUUUGGUGGCUCCUUGAGACUCUACUCCUCUCUGCCUCUCUCACAAACCAUUACCUUGCCUUCCGGGCAAUCGUACGAACAACCAACUGGUUUGUUCAUCAACGGUGAGUUUGUGAAGUCCUUGCAACACAAGACUUUUGAAGUCAUCAACCCUUCCACGGAAGAGGAAAUCUGUCACGUCUACGAAGCAAGAAAAGACGAUGUCGACCUGGCUGUCGACGCUGCACACAAGGCAUUCCACAGCGAGUGGAGCCAAUGCGACCCAGCUGUCCGUGGUAAGUACUUGCUGGACCUUGCUGACUUGAUGGAAGCUAACAAAGACACUUUGUCUGCUAUCGAAUCCAUGGACAACGGUAAGGCGCUACCAAUGGCUCAAGGUGAUGUUGGCUUGGUCAUCAACUACUUGAGAUACUGUGCCGGUUGGGCCGACAAGUUAUCCGGUAAGUUAAUUGACACUGGCUCCAACUAUUUCAACUACAUCAAGAGAGAACCAAUUGGUGUCUGUGGUCAGAUCAUUCCUUGGAACUUCCCAUUGUUGAUGUGGUCCUGGAAGAUUGGCCCAGCCUUGGCCGCCGGUAACACCGUUGUUUUGAAGACUGCCGAAUCCACCCCAUUGUCUGCUUUGUACGCUGCUAAGUUGGCCCAAGAGGUUGGUAUUCCAAAGGGUGUCAUCAACAUUGUCUCCGGUUUCGGUAAGAUUACUGGUGAAGCUAUUUCUACCCACCCAAAGAUCAAGAAGGUUGCUUUCACCGGUUCCACCGCCACUGGUAAACACAUCAUGAAGGCCGCUGCCGACUCAAACUUGAAGAAGGUCACAUUGGAAUUGGGUGGUAAGUCUCCAAAUAUUGUCUUCAACGAUGCUGACGUGAAGAAGGCCGUCCAAAACUUGAUUGUCGGUAUUUUCUACAACUCCGGUGAAGUUUGUUGUGCAGGUUCCAGAGUUUUCAUCCAAGAAGGUAUCUACGAUGAAGUUCUUGAAGAAUUCAAGACUGCCGCUGAACACUUAAAGGUUGGUAACCCAUUCGAAGAAGGUGUCUUCCAAGGUGCUCAAACUUCUCAACAACAAUUAACUAAGAUUCUGGGCUACGUUGACGCUGGUAAGCAAGAAGGUGCUACUUUGGUCACCGGUGGUGAAAGAUUGGGUACCAAGGGUUACUUCGUCAAGCCAACCAUUUUCUCUGACGUUAAGCCAGAGAUGAAGAUUUACUCUGAAGAAAUUUUCGGUCCAUUUGCCGUUGUCACCAAGUUCAAGACUGCUGAUGAAGUUAUCGAACUUGCCAACGACUCCGAGUACGGUUUAGCUGCUGGUAUCCACACUAAGUCUCUCGACACCGCCACAUAUGUUGCCAACAAGUUGGAAGCAGGUACCGUGUGGAUUAACACCUACAAUGACUUCCAUCCUGCCAUGCCAUUUGGUGGUUUCAAGCAAUCUGGUAUUGGUAGAGAAAUGGGUGAACAGGCAUUCGAGAACUACACCCAAUGGAAGGCUGUUAGAAUUGGUAUUAACAAUGGUCCUCAAUAAGCUUGAAGUAUAUUCCAUUUAUUUUUCAUAUAUACGACUUUAAACUUAUGUAUUUUUAUCUUAACGACUAACUGAAAUGAUGAAUAAUAGAUUACUUUUCCGUUUCAUAUUGGCUUGCACAUAGGCUGUUGACAGGCCUCGCAUUCAUCCUUGACCUCUUACUACUCACAGAAUGCGUUGUAAAUGAUGGUGAUUAUGUAAUUAUCCUCAAUAUAAAAUAUAGUCAAUUAUGAAACAUAAUAACAGAUGAAUAAUAUAGGAAGGGUAAAAAUAUUGUUUCAAUAGAACUUCAUCCAUUUACGAUGUUAAUUUGUAUAAGACCACAGUAAA
Molecule: messenger RNA, 2155 nt
Organism: Pichia membranifaciens NRRL Y-2026
Lineage: Eukaryota; Fungi; Ascomycota; Pichiomycetes; Pichiales; Pichiaceae
Exons: 1
Coding region: 248-1825 (525 amino acids)
Molecular function (GO): aldehyde dehydrogenase (NAD+) activity
Source: RefSeq, a predicted model, not a curated record